GACUGGUGUUUUUAUUAUUAGUUUUGUUUGGAUUACGUUCGAUUUCUGCAAAAGUAUAAGUAUAAUAAUUCUUUAUUCUGACCGCAAAUUAAACAAUGGAAAAUUACUGUUAUCCUGACAUGAUAGAAGAGGUGAAGAGGCUCUUGUCCUUUCAGGAGUACCCGAUUUUGUCAUCCGCUGAUGAAGAAAGCAUGUCGCGUUUCAUCUCACCCAUGAAGCUGUCAAACGCCGGGUUUUUCCGACAAGCAGGGUCUCCCGUGGAUGAAGUGACAUGCUUUGCUUGUUCUGUCACCUUUUCUGGAUGGAAUGGCCAAUCUCCGUUAGCUGUUCACAGGGUGUUAAACCCGGAAUGUCCGUUUCUGAACGAGGUGAGUGAGAACCGGGAAUCGACACAAUCGGCGUCUCUAGCAACAUCUACUAAUGCUGUCAGACGUAGAUUGUUUGAAACACCAGAGCGUGGUGCAGAGCAAGGUGGUGUUGGUGCUGGUAAUACUUCAGGAACUCCUAGUGAACAGCAGGAUCUGCUUCCUAGGUUUGCGCCUGUCUGUGGUGGAAAUGAAAUGCUGUUCGAGACUCACAGAUUGCUUACGUUUGUAGACCCGAGUAAUCACCAGUCAGAAGAAUGGGCAGCGAAUGGUUUCAUAUAUCAGUCCGAGAACAAUGCAGUCAAGUGUGUUUUCUGUGGUAAGGAAUCAAACUUUGAAACUGAACAACCACCUUUCGAAUUCCAUCGAUCCAUCUCAGGAAACUGCCCCAUUGUAAAGUACAUUGAUGUGGGUAACAUUACUAGAGAUCUGGAAACAUCGGUUAAGUCACGGCAGUUGAAUGGACAUCCACAAAGAUCGCUGGCAUAUCUACAUCCACAGUUUGAAGAUGAAGAAGACCGGAAAAGAACAUUUGAAUAUUGGCCGUGUCUCCCACAGACGGAGGAACAACUGAUAGAAGCUGGAUUUUACUUCACUGGCAUCUCGGACAAAGUUGUUUGUUUUGCUUGUGGUUUUGGUCUUCGAAAGUGGAGGCCAACUGCUGAACCAUGGGUGGAGCAUGCCCGUCACUCACCUGACUGUCAGUUUGUCAAGGAGAAAAAGGGGGAGGAGUUUAUACAACAAGCAGCUGCAAUAACUGAGGAUCUGACAAAGUGUGAUCCUCCACAAGAAGGUCCUGUCAAUACCGAAGGUCCAGUUCAUGCAGUUAAUCCAGGAAAACCACAUCUUGAUAUGUCAGCCAUUGCAGCAGCCAUGGAAUGUAAUUACAGCAUUGAACAAAUUCGUGAAGCCGUCCUUAGAUUUUUCAUGUUGUCUCGUGGUCAGUACCCAAACACAGCCAUCCUGCUGGGACUGCUACAAGCCACAGACAGAAACUUUAACAUGCUGCAACAGCAACGGCAGAGAACUCACAUUAAGGAUACAGAGCUGCAGAGAAAGGACAGAGAGCUGCAGAGUAAUUAUCAGGAGCUGCAGAGGGAGAGGGAGGAAUUACAGAGGAAGGAAAGAGAGGCGCGCGCGGCGGAGUUUCGACUUGUGAGAGAGCAGCAGACGCACCACGCUCUGGUCGAGGGUCAGGCGGCCGUCAUACAGAGACACGUCCAGGAGAUUCGCAACAGAAACCAGCAGCUACAUCAGAGGGACCAGCAGCUACAUCAGAGGGACCAGCAGCUACAUCAGAGGGACCAGCAGCUACAUCAGAGGGACCAGCAGCUACAUCAGAGGGACCAGAUGCUGUAUAUUGUAAACCAGCAGUUAGACAACCAGAGCCAGCAGCUGGAGAACAAUCAGCAGAUUAAGGAGAACCAGACGGAGAUGAUCAGACGUCUGGCGGGCGAGUUACAGAAAGUUGGGCGAGAUCCACGAGAAAUACCUGAUGAUGACAGUGAAGAAGAUACAACACCCCCCGGUGUUAUUAGAUGUAAGGUUUGUCUGUCAGAAGAAGUGAACGUAUUGUUCAGACCGUGUCGUCAUGUCUGUUGUGGGUCUCAGUGUGCACCACAGUUCAUCGGACAAGACUGCCCAGUCUGUCGCGGCGCGGUACAAGAGUGGGAGCUCAUUUUCAUAUCAUAGACUUCACGAUUUGUCUUCAUAUCACAGACUUCACAAUUUGUCUUCACAUCGAAGAUUAUCUGAUUUGUCUUCAUAACAUAGAGUUCAUGAUAGGUCUUCAUAUCAUAGACUUCACGAUUUGUCUUCACAUCAUAGACUUCACGAUUUGUCUUCAUAUCAUAGACUUCACGAUUUGUCUUCACAUCGAAGAUUAUCUGAUUUGUCUUCAUAACAUAGAGUUCAUGAUAGGUCUUCAUAUCAUAUACUUAACAAUUUGUCUUUGUAUCAUAGACUUAAAUUCACAAUAUGUCUUCAUGGGAUAGAGUUUUCGAUUUGUCUUCAGAUCAUAGAGUGCAUAAAUUAUUGGAAAUGCAUAUUUUCAUAUUACAGCUUUCACAGCUUGUCAUACAAGUUUGGAACAAAAUGUUUGUUACAGAUUUGACCAUUUUUCAGACAAGAUUAUAUAUAAUGUUCAUUGUAUCUGGAUGGUACACCAAUUUCAUACUCAUAGAUUUAUAGUCUCAUCUCAAUUUUUCUGUUUCUCUUCUUUUCACAUGCUGUCCUUUUAUACUUGUUUGAUUUGUAAAGCAUUUAAUAUGUAAAUACAUGUAUUAUAUAUUCCAUUACAAUAUCUCAUUGUUUGAGUACCUGUUGUAAAUAGUCAUAAAGCAAACUUGGUGCAAAAAAGAACCUUUAAUUUUUUUUUUAACUGUAGUCAGACAUGAGUAUCAGAAUGCACUGGAUGCUUUUUGAAAGAGAUUUGUUCCCAUUGUUGUUUAACAAAUUUGGUAGCUUGAACUGGUUUGAUUUUUCUUGUACCAGUAGUAAUUUUGAUAUAGUUCAAAUACAUGUUUCAAUAGUCAUUAUUACUUUGCAAUUGUUACUUUUGUUGUACUAAUUUACUGUUGAAAAUUAUGUUUUGUACCAUAUGAACUGGUAAAGAUUGUUGUGUAUUGUAAAUGAAUGUUUCUGAACUCAUGCAAAAUUGUAAAAUUAAUUCCAUGAUGUUAUUCAAAGUUUCAUUUUGAUUCAUUACUAUGGAAUUUCAUUGGUUUGUUUUCAUAUCAAUCAAUAAUGUAUGUCUUUAAAUGGCAAUGUUAUAUAGAAUAGGGCUCUAAGCAAAACCUGACUAAAGGUUUUAUAAUAAAUUAGAAAUACGAUUGUUCUGAACACAUUUACAAGACAUAAAAUCAGGAAAGAUAAUUGAACACUAGUUCAGAAAAAAUAAUUACUCCCCCUAUAUAGAGGCUGUAAUAACCCCCCCCCCCCCCCCUCCAGAUAUUGUUCCUAUAUACCUGAUACAUUAUACCUAGAAUUGUAGAAAUGGUAAACCACAUUAUGUUGUUUUUCACAUCUCUCAGUUAAACAUAAAACUGCAGCAAAUAUUUCUGUCACCAUUUCACAUGAAAUCAUACAUGUAUUAAUAUAAGUUAUAAUGUGAACAUUCCAAACCAGAUUCCGGUUAUGGUAAAAUGCAAUAUCUUUAAAGCAACUGCCAUUUGCAGAUGUUUAGCUGUAGAUUAUGUCCCUUUAAUUGCCACACCACUGCCAAGGUUUUGUCUCAUGCAGAUGUGAAUUCUUAGUAUCACCCAUCUUUCAGUUAGUCUCUCACAACAUAUGUCCACAUUUUAACGUUUUGUUUUCACAAAUCUUGUGUUGAUAUUUCUUGGAAAACUCGGAUGAUUGUAAGAAGGAACUUUUAAAAAUGCAUCUAAAUAAAACAUUUCAAUGUUUUAAAACAAUUGUAAUUUAUUAAAAUUGUAAACAUUUUGUUGCUUUUGCUGAUUUAAAAAAAUAUGGUUAAGUCUUUGUUCAAAUCUGUUUGUGCAGAAAUACUUGUUUGUAUAUUUUGACAUACAAAUGUAUUAUAUUAUAUUUUAGGUUUUCUUUUUCUAAACACAGUUUAUGAAUUUUAACACAUUAUGAGUGUGAUUAGUAAGUAUUUAUGUAAUUUUUGUAAUACAUGUACUAUGUUUUGAGUAGUAUAGUUUAUAUGUAGAACAUAUAUUGGUGAGCAUAUUUGUAAAUACACCAAUUUUUAUGCAUUUUGUGGAUGCAUUACAUUGUUCCAGAAUAUUUAAUGUUUUGAGUAAUAUAGUCUAUAUGUUGAAAAUAUAUUGGUAAACAUAUUUGUAAGUGAAUUUUGUUGAUAGCUUACAUUGUUCAAGAAUUUUUAAUAAACAUUUCACAGAGGAAAACAAUGUACACUUUUUAAAAAAUAAAAUAAAUAUUAAAUGUAUUUGAAAUUUAAAAAAAAUUGAAAACAUUUGUAUUCAUUACUGAAAUGCAUUAAAAAGACACCAAGUAAAAUCUGCGUUCUGUAAUGAUACAAUGUUUUAUACAUCUGCAGUUGAAUCUGUGCAUUACUAGGCUUAUAUGGACAAAGAGUGAUAACUGUGUAUAUCCUUAAUGUAAAUUCAGCUGGAGUGGUUUCCCUUAUUAGGCAUUGAGCUGGAUACGUCCCAGUAGCAAUAUUUAUUAAACGGUUUUUGAUCUUACAUACCGACCUUGAUGGUAGGAUUAGAUUAUUUUUGUUCACAUUACCAUUGUAAUCUGAAUGGAAUGUUGGAAAUAUUCUGUUUGUGUUGUGUCCUAGUUGACAAAAUGUUACUUCGUCAUUUAAAAUUAAAUUUUAAAUAUAUAUUUUAAUUAUUUAAGCCUUGUUUUGCUACAUAUUGUUUUACUUUUAUUAUGUCCUUUUAAACUUUGACUUAGAUUGAGGUAUCUUAAUUUGUGUCGGUUAUUCAGUAGUUUUAUCGUUUUAAGAUAUUUUACUGUACAACACAAAAAACCAGAUUCUAUGAUAUAAUACAAUAUUUUAAAACUUCACUGUAUAACAGAUUAGAUUAGAUAGGUUGUUGUGAAUAAAACAUAUUUUAAUAUACUGAUUAUUAAUUAUCAAUGUAUCUCAAUAUAUGUGUAUGUAACAUCAAAUAUAUAGCUAAGUACUUAACACAUGUAAUACAGUAUAUUUUAUUAUAUAACACUGAUAUAUUUGAGCAUAUAACACAGACAUAUUUGACUACACCAAAUAGAUUUCAGACAAAUGUUAAUUCAUAAUUGAGUUUUAUAUGUAGCACAUAUAGUUUUUCUAUAUAACAUCACAAAUGUUAUUGUUUUUGGUUUAUAAUGUUCUAGGUUUUUAGAAAAAAGAUAGGUUGGAGUUUAUAUUUGAAUAACCAGUAAAUGGACAGAUGACAAUAAUUUGACUGAAUUCAUUUAAGAUACUAAUGUUGAAACCAGUGAUAAUGUGUUAAUGUAUUUGAAUCAAUUAGUGCUAUGCAUGUAUAUAGCUUUUGAAACUUAAUGCAUGUUAAAAGUGUCAAAAACCGAGUUGAAAUAGAAAGGAGCAUACCGCUUCUGAUCUUUUCUAUUUUAUUUUCUAUCUGUACAUAGUAAUAUGAAUACAUGUGUAUAUAGUAGCUAAUAAUUUCUUCCUCUCAUGGUGCAGCUAGUAUUAUAGAGAUAAUUGUAUAUUAAUAUUUAUAUUUACAUAUAUUCACGACUUAGCCAUUUUAACAUUCUUUGGGCAUUUCUGUAUUGAAUACAGUCCAUCUCUUAUUAUUAUUAAAGUAGUUUUUGUUUUGUAUAUCACUUAUUAAUGUAACCGGUAAUCAUAUUGGUUAUAUAUAAUAUGCAUAUUGAGCAAACUUUGUAUUUUGGGAAUACAUACAUGUAUAUUUUGUUUUUAAUGUACUUUUAAACCUAUUGUGCCAUACUGAUUUGAUGUUUCAUGAAGUCAUCUGUAAAACCUUUUAACACUUCAUUACAGAAGUUUAAUUUUUAUUUUUUUAUUUUU
Molecule: messenger RNA, 5835 nt
Organism: Gigantopelta aegis
Lineage: Eukaryota; Metazoa; Mollusca; Gastropoda; Neomphalida; Peltospiridae
Product: baculoviral IAP repeat-containing protein 2-like
Exons: 6
Coding region: 96-2057 (653 amino acids)
Biological process (GO): regulation of cell cycle
Cellular component (GO): spindle microtubule; nucleus; cytoplasm
Source: RefSeq, a predicted model, not a curated record